Molecule: messenger RNA, 1521 nt
Organism: Fonsecaea nubica
Lineage: Eukaryota; Fungi; Ascomycota; Eurotiomycetes; Chaetothyriales; Herpotrichiellaceae
Exons: 1
Coding region: 1-1521 (506 amino acids)
Biological process (GO): transmembrane transport
Cellular component (GO): membrane
Molecular function (GO): transmembrane transporter activity
Source: RefSeq, a predicted model, not a curated record
AUGGCUCGCAUUGCUGGGAAGAAACAAGUUGUUGAAAACGGAUCUGAAGUUGUGCUCCCUGCACACCUCGUUGGCCCUUCCGAUGCGGGCUUGUCAGGGAGAGAUUCGGACGAAGAUCAACACACAGAGGUCAACCAGGAGGGGCUGCAAAAUGGACCAACUCGCGCGCAAGCAGAGGCUCGCCUCCGUCGCAAAGUUGACAUACGGCUCUGCACCAUCGCUGGAAUUCUCUGCAGUCUGAAUUUACUCGACAGUGGAAUUAUAUCCUCAGCGGCUGUCACAAGCAUGCUCUCUGAUCUCGACCUCCUCGGAAAUCGAUAUUCUGUCUCAAUAUUCAUCUUUACUGUUGCUUCUGUCGCCUGUCAACUGCCUGCGACUAUCCUAUUACGCUUCGUGGGACCUCGGUUGUUCUUUUCCUCAAUCACUUGUGCUUUCGGCAUAAUCACUAUGUGCACAGCCGCUAUAAGCAGCUGGCAACAGAUGAUAGCCCUUAGAGUCCUCCUUGGUAUUUCUAUGUCGGGUAUCUAUCCAGGGCUGACGUACCUGAUUUCAACUUGGUAUACCCGCCAUGAGCAGCAACUCCGAUUUGCGCUGCUGCAGUCAGGAGAGAUCAUCAUUCUCGCCACUGGCUCCAUCGUCAACUUUGGUCUGAACCACCUCGAUCAUCAGGACGGCCUUCGAGGCUGGCAAUGGAUGUAUUUGGUUCAAGGCUCGGUCACUGUCUUCCUCGGAUUGAUUACCUAUUUCUGGAUGGUUGAUUUCCCCGACCGCUGCGAGAACUCCUUCAGGUUCCUCACGGAUGAUGAGAAGAGCCUUGCCAUCUCUCGAAUUCACGAAGAUCGCCAUGAUGCCGGGAAACCAGAACCAUUCAGCUUGGGUAUUAUACUGGUUCACUUCUUCGAUUUGAAGCUAUACGCAUUCUGCGUGCUAUUCUUUCUACUCAACUUGGUGUCCACAGCUCUCUCGUACUUCUUGCCUAUUAUUCUGCAGAACGGAAUGGGUUUCGACUCGAAUGAGGCGAUUAUUCUGUCAUCUCCGCCAUACUAUUAUGCGGUAAUUCCUGUCCUGAUCUCUUCAUAUAUUGGAGACAAGUACAGGGUCCGGGCACCAGUCAUCAUUUUCAACGCGGUCUGCCUUAUCGUGGGAUUCUGCAUGCUAGGCUUCAGCAGUCAGGUAACUGUGAGAUAUAUUGGCACGUUCCUGGCCACGGGCGCAUACAUUUCCAACUGGGCCGCGCUCAAUGCUUAUCAAGCCAACAAUAUUGUGGGUCAGUGGAAGCGUGCCACAGUUGCAGCAGCCGUUUCUGCCUGCAAUGGAUUGGGCGGUAUAGCGGGCAGUUACAUCGUCCGCCAGCCAGAGGCCCCACGAUAUUUGACAGCAAUAUGGGUCAGCAUUGGGAGCCAUAUUUUGAUGAUCGUAUUGGUUUCGGUGUGUACUCUGUGGUUCUGGUUCGCAAAUCGCAAAUCAAAGAUGAAGGGAACUUUGAUCGAGGGUGUCACGGACUUUCACUAUACUUAUUGA